Messenger RNA from Neltuma alba, 3345 nucleotides. RefSeq names its product cucumisin-like. Gene Ontology annotation, biological process: proteolysis. The coding region runs from base 1 to 3345 and encodes 1114 amino acids. NCBI's taxonomy places the organism in Eukaryota, Viridiplantae, Streptophyta, Magnoliopsida, Fabales, Fabaceae. Gene Ontology annotation, molecular function: serine-type endopeptidase activity. The record is from RefSeq and is a predicted model, not a curated record. The transcript is spliced from 15 exons.
AUGCAGAGUUAUAUAGUGUAUAUGAGGAGCCCUUCAAGUGGUGAUGCCCCCAAGUCAAUGCUUCACAUGAGCAUGCUCCAACAAGCCCUUGGCAGUGAUGGAGCAGCAAAUGCUCUUGUACACAGCUACAAGAGGUGUAUCAACGGGUUCGUUGCGACGCUCAAGGAAGAAGAUGUUCAGAAAGUUGCUGCAAUGGAAGGAGUGGUUGCCGUGUUCCCAAAUGGAAAGAAACAUCUGCACACUACAAGAUCAUGGGACUUCAUAGGAUUUCCAGAAAAAGUGGAAAGAUCAAGAACAGAAAGUGAUAUAAUAAUAGGAAUACUUGACUCUGGAAUCUGGCCUGACUCCCCCAGCUUCAAUGACUCUGGACUUGGUCCCCCACCCUCCAAAUGGAAGGGAUCCUGCUAUAAUAUCACUUGCAACAAUAAAAUCAUUGGAGCAAAAUAUUUCCGAAGUGACAGAACAUUUGGUGAAAAUGAUAUCAUAUCGCCAAUAGAUUCUAAAGGCCAUGGAACACACACUGCGUCAACAGCUGCUGGUGGGUUAGUGAGCUCAGCAAGCUUUUAUGGUCUGGGAUUCGGAACAGCAAGAGGAGGUGUGCCAUCAGCAAGAAUAGCAGCGUACAAGGUUUGUUGGUCCGAUGGAUGUCAAGACGCAGACAUUCUUGCAGCUUUUGAUGAAGCAAUCUCUGAUGGGGUCGACAUAAUCUCUGUCUCACUUGGAGGUCAAUCAAUUCAACAUUAUUUCAGUGAUUCAAUUGCCAUUGGAGCUUUUCAUGCUAUGAAAAAUGGGAUCUUGACCUCCACUUCUGCCGGCAACGAUGGUCCCAAACUUACGACCACCAUUAGUGUGGCUCCUUGGACUCUUUCUGUGGCUGCCACUACCAUGGAUAGAAAGUUCCUCACCAAAAUUCAGUUUGGGGAUGAUACGGUUUUUGAGGGAAGUUCAAUAAAUACCUUUGACUUGAAUAACACUAAGUAUCCUCUGGUCUAUGGUGGGGAUGUACCAAACACCCUUAAAGGCUAUAAUAGCUCUAUAUCCAGGCUUUGCUUAGAAGACUCAAUGGACCAGAAUUUAGUGAAAGGGAAAAUAGUUGUUUGUGAUGGCCAUUAUGGACCUAAAAAAAUUGGACUUGCAUCUGGUUCUACUGGAGUCAUAAUAAAUUUUCAAGGAGAACUUCCUGAUAUUAGUUUUGCUUUUGCCUUGCCAGCAUCCAUCGUCAAUCCAGUGAAUAGUGACAUCUUACGCCACAUGAGAAUCGGCCACAACAUAACUGCAACCAUAUUGAAGAGCAGCCAGGCCAACAAUACUUUAGCUCCUGUUGUAGCCUCCUUUUCUUCAAGGGGUCCCAACCUAGUUACACUUGACAUUCUCAAACCGGAUAUAGCAGCACCGGGAUCAAAUAUUUUGGCUGCGUGGUCUCCAAGUUCGCCUCCUUCUGGAGUAAAAGGAGACAUAAGACAAGUAGAUUAUUCUAUCGCUUCAGGGACAUCAAUGGCAUGCCCUCAUGUUACUGCGGUAGCUGCUUACAUCAAAUCCUUCCACCCUUCUUGGUCUCCUGCAGCAGUCAAGUCUGCAAUUAUGACCACAGCUACACCAUUGGAGUCUCUAAAGAAUGAUGCUGAGUUUGCAUAUGGAUCUGGCCAUAUAAAUCCAACCAAGGCACUAAAUCCUGGUUUGGUAUACGAUGCUAAUGAAACCGACUACAUCAACUUCCUAUGUGGACAAGGUUACAAUGACACAUUGCUUCAAGUUGUAACCGGAGAAAGCAAAACUUGUUCUGGAGUCACCCAUGGCAGUGUGUGGGAUUUAAACUACCCUUCUUUUGCCGUCUCCACUACUUCUACUGAAUUCGAUACCCGAGUUUUCACAAGGACUGUCACCAAUGUUGGGUCACCAACUUCCACAUACGAAGCCACUGUGAGUGCUCCAGAAGGAAUCGACAUACAAGUGAACCCUCCAAGGUUGUCGUUCAGUUCCUUGGGACAGAAGCUGUCGUUUACUGUUAGUGUCAGUGGAUUUGUAACUUCCUUAGCUUCUGCUUCUUUGGUCUGGAAUGAUGGCACCUACCAAGUGAGAAGCCCUAUUGCAAGUUAUCUAGUAUAUGUCAGGAGUCCUCCAAUUCGUGAUGCCCCCAAGUCAAUGCUUCACAUGAGGAUCCUCCAACAAGCCCUUGGCAGUGAUGGAACAGCAAAUGCUCUUGUACACAGCUACAAGAGGUCUAUCAAAGGGUUCGUUGCGGCGCUCAAGAAAGAAGAUGUUCAAAAAGUUUGCUGUCAAUUUUCUGAGUUGUUAGCAAUGGAAGGAGUGAUUGCUAUAUUCCCAAAUGGAAAGAAGCAUCUACACGCUACAAGAUCAUGGGACUUCAUAGGAUUUCCAGAAAAAGUGGAAAGAUCAAGCACUGAGAGCGAUAUAAUAACAGGAGUAAUUGACUCUGGAAUCUGGCCUGACUACCCAAGCUUUAAUGACUCUGGAUUUGGUCCUCCACCCCCUAAAUGGAAGGGAUCCUGCUAUAAUAUCACUUGCAACAAUAAGAUCACUGGGGCAAAAUAUUUCCGAAGUGACAAAAAAUUUGGUAAAAAUGAUAUAAUGUCUCCAAUAGAUUCUAGAGGCCAUGGAACACACACUGCAUCAACAGCUGCUGGUGGAGCUGUGAGCUCAGCAAGCUUCUAUGGUCUGGGCUUAGGAACAGCAAGAGAAGGUGUGCCAUCAGCAAGAAUAGCAGUGUACAAGGUUUGUUGGUCCGAUGGAUGUCGAGAUGCAGACAUUCUUGCAGCUUUCGAUGAAGCAAUCGCUGAUGGGGUUGACAUAAUCUCUGCCUCACUUGGAAGUAAAUUAGCUUGUCAUUAUUUCAAUGAUGUUGUUGCGAUUGGAGCUUUUCACGCGAUGAACAACGGUGGCCCCAAACUUACGACCAUGCGUAAUGUGGCUCCUUGGUCUCUUUGUGUGGCUGCCAUUACCAUUGAUAGAAAGUUCCUCACCAAGAUUAAAUUUGGGGAUGAUAUUGUUCUUGAGGGAACUUCAUUAAAUACCUUUGACUUGAAUAAUAUUCAGUAUGCUGUAGUCUAUGGUGGGCAUGUGCCUAACACCCUUAAAGGGUAUAAUAGCUCUAUAUCUAGGCUUUGCUUAGGAGACUCAAUGGACCAGAAUUUAGUGAAGGGAAAAAUAGUUGUUUGUGAUGGCUAUUAUUUACCCGAAAAAAUUGGACUUGCGUCUGGUUCUGCUGGAGUCUUAAUAAAUUUUAAAGGAGAACUUCCUGAUAUUACUUUUGCUUUUGCCUUGCCAGCAUCUAUCAUUAAUCUAGUGAAUGGUGAUAUCUUACGCCUCAUGCCCGAGAUGAAGUAA